AUGGCAACUGCUUCAAAUUCAACGAAAGACGAAGCACAAAUUAAAUCACAAGAUGUACGAACAAUGGGUUGUGGUGGACGUACACAAGGUGAUGGUAUGGAGAAUGUGAUAUUGCAAAAGGCUGAGGUCAAGCCAACAAAAUGUCGUCUUGGUGAUACACUUAUCUAUCAUCCAACAAAUCUUAAGCAAUUAAGUUCAAUUCCACCAGUUACUCCAAAUGGUCCAAUUAUAAACUUAGUACCCAAACAUGUUUCUAAUGUUAGAGAUGAAAAGUAUAUUUUAAAUUCAUUAAAAUCAAAGGAACCAAAAUUUGUUCCUUAUGAGCCAUAUAAAGCUGCAGUUAAUCCAAUCAUUCCAUAUGAGAAAAAAAAUAAAAAAUUACAAAAAAGUAAUUUAAACAUGAAUGUGACUGCAUCCCAAGUUGCUGCAAUAAAAAUUCAUGAAAUAGAAGUUCCAACUACUGAGGUCAUUAAAACAAUUGAACGUAAACCUAUGGAUAGUGAAUGGUUAAGAGAAAAGAAGGUAUACGAAGCAGAAAUACAAAAACUCAAAGAAGAAAAUAGUCAACUUGAAAAUCAAUUAAAAUUUCAAGCACAGGUAAAUGGGGAAUUGAAGAAUUUAUUAGUAGCUGCUGUAGGUGAAGACCUUGAAACAAAGGUUCAUUUGUUAACUGAAGAUAAAUUACAACUUGCUAGAGCCCUUUUAAAUUCUGCUCAACAUCUUUCAACUCAUCAAGAACAAACUGAAUGGUUGGCUGGCCAAUGUGAAGUGUGGAGAAGUAAAUUCUUAGCCAGUAGUUUAAUAGUAGAAGAACUUGCAAAAUGGAAAGCAGCUCUUUGUCAAAGAACAACAGAUCUUCAGGAAGCAAUAAAACGGCUUUUAGAAGAUCGUAAUCACAUUCGUGACAUAUCUCUGAAAACAUAUAGGACACUUAGUAUUCUUCGUGAAAACUUUGAUCCUAUUGGAGCUGCCUCUUCUAAAUGGCAUGAAUUACCAAGUACAAAUAUUGUUGACUUAGGUCAAGGUUGUUGUCAGUUAGCAGAAAUUUUGAAAGUUCAAUUAUUAAGUGGUGUAGAAAACCUUAAUUUGCAAAGAGAAAUUAAUGUAACUGGUCUGGAUAUGAAAACACUUUCUGAAAAGACUGCAGAGCAACUGCUUAUGAGUCCAAAAAUGCUCAUGCCAGGAAGGCAGGAUAUAGCUUGUAGUGCAGUGAUGGGUGCUGCUGUCGCACUUGGUGGUCAAGUAUUUCUUCCACGACAUGAUACAAAUGUAACUUGUUGUCCUCAUUGCAGUGGUGAAAUCAAACAGAUUUAA
Messenger RNA from Dufourea novaeangliae, 1314 nucleotides. Its product is annotated as golgin-45. The record is from RefSeq and is a predicted model, not a curated record. Gene Ontology annotation, biological process: Golgi to plasma membrane protein transport; Golgi organization. Bases 1 to 1314 code for a protein of 437 amino acids. The transcript is spliced from 6 exons. NCBI's taxonomy places the organism in Eukaryota, Metazoa, Arthropoda, Insecta, Hymenoptera, Halictidae. Gene Ontology annotation, cellular component: Golgi membrane.